GUACGCUGUAGUCUUAUGUCAGUUUUCUCAAUGAAAACAAUUCUUUUAUCAUUUUAAAAAAAAUUCAUUUAAAUGAUUGCAUAUUAAAAAUUUUAUAUUGAUUCAUUAUUUUUUUUUUGAUAAAUGUUUUGUUUAUUUUAUAUAAUGUUAAAUACUUGAAUGGAAUUAUGUAUUAUUUUUUAUACAUAAUUGCUUUGUAAAUAUAUUUGUUUUUUCAUAUAUAAAUGCGGUGAAGGAUUUUAUGUAACACUUUCAAUAUUAUUUACAAUUACAGUGAGUCAGUUUGUAUAUCAACUUCUAAGAAUAUUUUCAUAAAAAACUAAAUGGCUAUUUAAAUAAAUUUAUAAAUAUAUGAUAUUAAAAAUAAAAAGUGUCGCAUGAAGCUAGUGAAUUAAUCAUUAAUAUUAUUAUAUUAUCGAUUUUUUAAAAAAUGAUUAUCCAAAUGGAUCGUGGUAUUUAUCAUCAAAUAAUUAUCGGAAUUGUUUGUAAUUUAUUGAUAAUUGAUUGUGGAUUACAAGAAGGCUGGCCAACUCCAAAUUUGCCAAAAUUAUCAAACAAUGAAACAUCAAUAAAUUUAACAACAGAUGAUGAAUCAUUUGUGAUAAAUUUAUUUUACAUUGGUCUUGGAAUUGGUGGUCUUGCUCCAAUACUAAUGAUGGACACAAUUGGCAGAAAAUUAUCACUGUUAAUUGCUGGUAUACCAAAAAUAAUGAGCUGGAUAUUAAUUGGCAUUGCAACUAAUAAUUAUCAUAUAUACAUUGGACGUUUAUUAGCUGGUAUAAGUUGUGGUAUAUCAUAUUCAAUAUUACCAAUGUACAUUGGUGAAAUAAGCAUGGAAAAAACACGUGGUAAAUUGGGAACAUUAUUUGCUUUGUCAAUUAAUUUUGGUGUAUUGUUGAUGUUGACUAUUGGAUUAUUUAUCAGUCGUUUUACAAUGUCAAUGUUUGCACUUGUAACACCAUUGAUAUUUAUCAUGACAUUUAUUUGGCUACCAGAAAGUCCAGUUUUUUUAAUACGUAAAAAUUAUAAUGAUAAUGCAAUUAAAGCCGUUAAAUGGUCUUAUGGCAAAGAUAAUAUUGAUGAUGAAAUGGAUGAAAUUAAAAAAAUUGUUACAUGUGAAAAUGAAACAAUAAAUAAUGGUUUACUAUUGUCAUUUAAAAAUUCCAUUAAAACAAAUACAACAAAACGUUCAUUUUUUAUUAUGUUUAUUUUGUGUGGAUUGCUUGGUUUAACUGGUGGUGCAUCAAUAUUUUCAUAUCAAGUUAAAAUAUUUGAUAAAGCUGGUCUUGAUAUUGGCACAAAUUUUAGUAUAAUAUUAACUGGAUUAUCAAUUGUCAUUGGUGGUACUGCUUGUGUUACAAUUGUUAAAUAUGCUGGUAAACGUAAAAUAUUAUUAAUAGCAACACCAAUUGCUGGUUUAUCAAUGUUUUUGUUAUCAAUAUUUUUUACAUUAUUGGAAAAUAAUAUUAAUGUUUAUUGGUUUAAUUGGUUACCAACUUUUUGUAUUGUUAUAUUUGCAAUUAUUUAUGGCAUUGCAUUUAAUUCAGUACCUUAUGCUUAUCUUGGUGAAAUAUUUACAUUCGAAGUUAAAGUUAUUGCUGGUAUAUUUUCAUCAAUUUAUUAUUCAAUAUCAAAUGUUGCAACUGUUAAAAUGUUUCAGGUUCUUUCUGAUAACUAUGGAAUGUUUGUACCAUUUUGGAUAUUUACUAUAAAUAUAUUUGUCAUUUGGAUUUUAGUAUAUUUUUUCGUACCAGAAACAGAGGGAAAAAGUUUAUCAGAAAUUCAAAUUAUGUUGAAUAAUGAAACUUUGAAGAAGAAAAAGACAAAUGUUUAAUAAAAAAAAAAUUAAUUUAUGUGAUAAUUUUACUGACGGUUCAAUAUGUAGUUAAAUCUAAAAUUAGUGAAAUUACUGACAGAUAUUUUUUAAAUAUAUAAAUAAAUUUAAUUAUCGAUUAAUUUAAUUAUAAUUAAUUAAUUACAUAUAAUACAAAAACAUUUAUAUAAUGUAAAAACUAAAUAUUUUAAAAUAACCAUUUAAUUUAAUUGUUAUUUUUUUUUUGUUUAAAAAAUUAAAUAUAAUUUUUUAAGUAUAAAAUAAUAAAGCAAAGAGAAAGGGGUCAGAUAAAAUAUAGGUUGAUAAAAGUCAGGGUGGGUAGGCGUUGGUGGGUCGAUAACAAGGUGACUUUGUUGGCAUCUGCAGGGAAAAACCCUCGAGAAUUGCUGGACGCCUCCUACUCUGUCAUCCCACGACAUUUAUUUUUUAAUUUUUUUUUCUUUUUUUUUUUUACAGCUUUUUUUUUUAUAUAUAAAUUAAAUGUCUAUUAUGUGUACAACUAUCCUCCUAACAUACACUCAAG
This is a messenger RNA of Aphidius gifuensis, 2357 nucleotides long. Its product is annotated as facilitated trehalose transporter Tret1-like. The record is from RefSeq and is a predicted model, not a curated record. Gene Ontology annotation, molecular function: transmembrane transporter activity. Lineage: Eukaryota; Metazoa; Arthropoda; Insecta; Hymenoptera; Braconidae. Gene Ontology annotation, biological process: transmembrane transport. The transcript is spliced from 3 exons. Gene Ontology annotation, cellular component: membrane. Bases 431 to 1834 code for a protein of 467 amino acids.